GGCGCGUUCAGUGACAUCUAUCAGGUGAAAUAGCGGUUUGUUUACUCGUAACUUUUUUGUUUACAUAAUGUUCUUAACUUGAGAGACUACAACAACGCAGACGCAAACACGCGAAGAAGAAGCAUACAUGAGUGAUCGGUAACAAAAUUGAUGGGAGCAGUAGCAUUAGCAGCAGUAACAGCGGUGGUGGCGGCGACAAACAAUAUGAUUAUAAUAUUAAAUAGAAACGUGAGACUCCGUCCAAAUGAUCGAAAUAACUACGACUGCAUGCCAGUUCGUCAUAGCAAUGGGUAGCAGCGUGUACUGUCGCACCUGUGCAGCACCUCCUGGGAACGCAGCCGAAGCAGUGAUCGACAUUUUCGCAAACGCUAAAUUAAUUGCGAUUUUAAGUACGCUAAAGGAGUGGCAAUUAGAUAUUAUGCAGGAUGAUAAUUUAUCUCAGCGUAUUUGUAAGACGUGCGAAUUGGCGCUAAUACAGAUAGACGCAUUUCGGUUACAAGCUUUGAGAGCAAAAGAGCAUCUUCAUUUGAGUUUGCACUCAUUGGAGACGAUGGUGGGGGAUGCUGAAGCAAUCAACGACAAUGAAAAUGACCUUCAUACUAAAACAAAUUGUGGUGAAGCGGAGAUGUACAACAGGCAAGCCGCACCGAACACAUUUCCAACAAUAUCCGAGUUUACUGCUAUGCAUGCGGAUGAUAGAGUGCCGAAUGUUAUAAAUGCAAAUAAGAAAGGGAGCAAAGAACAAUUAAUUGAGUUUGAAUCAGGUUUAAAUGCAGCCAAUGUACAAACCGGUGAGUUAUCGUUUGAUUCGAAUAUUGAGUCUAGCAGACCACCCGAAUUUCAGGUAGUGCUAAUUGAGGAGGAGGAGGAGACAAAUUUGCAAUGGAUAAGUGAAGAAGAUGAUGCUGGAGAGAAGGGGAUUGAUGUACCAAAUAGUGAAAUUUCAGAGUGCAGUGUGCAUGUGCGAGAGGUUGAGCGUGAAAUUGACACCAAUAACAACUCAGUAGGGACUGCCGCGGGCAAGUCUAUAAAUUUUAAUAGAUCAACGCAGCGCACAAAUGCAAAAAACGUUAUAGAAGAGGGCGAGAAAGUCUGUUUAAGCAAGAACAUUUCAUUUGAUUUACAAAAAUACGUAUGCCGAACAACUGACUACAAAAUCGGAAAAAGUAGAUCAAAAGGAAAGCCUUGUAAGGAUGUUCAAAGGCAUGGUGCGCAAAAAGUCAUACCAAACAACGGAAAAGACAACCAAUUUACAUGGGUCAUUACAGAAACAUCAAGAGAAAUUGCUGCUCCUAUGUCCGAUAAAAAAGGAAUCGUGGCAGAUUACCAAUCUGAAAUACAUGAAUUUGAAACGUUGCUAGCUGCAAUAAACGAUCAAGUCGCUGCCUUUGAAUCAGGUAAAGAGUCAAAUGCGUAUUUGUCUGAUGACUUACAAUCGGUGCUUAUGAAUGAGUUAACACUGCAGAUGAUCAAUGCAAAUGUAAAUAUUCUGGAAGAAGACUUGCAAAUUGAUGAGUUUGAAACGAUGCUGGCAGCAGUUGAUGAGCAGGCCUCCACAUUGGGAUCUAUAAAUACGCCAAGACAGACAGCAGAGAUACCUGACCGACAGAUGGUGCAUAAAAAUGGUUUUAACGAAGAAAUAGAUCUAGAUAUUCCAGAAAAUCAAGAGAGUAUACUAAAAGAAAUGGAAGCCCUAAAAAAAGAGGAUUUUUCAGCUUUAUAUGAGAAGAGUAGCGCAACAGACACUGUAGAUUUUUCUCAUUCUACUAGCGAAGCUAAAAUAAAAAUAUAUAAUUCUUCGUGCGUUGAGUCUAAAAUUACAGAUUAUGCCCGUUAUCACUUUUCGCCAAAUAAGAUUAAACGCAUAAUAAGUGAUGAUAAUGUUUCAGAUGUUUUAUGCGGUGUAUUAAAUGAACCUGAUUACAAAAAGAUAUAUAAUGGGGAAUCGCUUGGCAAAGCUAAUACUGAGUUUAUCAAAAAUAAUAAUAACAUUCAAAAUGCAGCUCUUGGGGAUAGAGAAAUCGAGCAUUCAACUACAGUGGUUCCACGUCCAAAUAAAAAGUCUUCGAAUGGCAUGCGAUGCCGACUGUGCGUGUACAAGGUGUCGGAGCAGCCGAUUUUCGCAACGAAAGAGCUCCUGGCCGAGCACAUAGCUUCGAUACAUGAUGACAAGGAGCGGCCAUAUAAUUGCCCUCAAUGUGCGGCACGGUAUCGUACACGGAGUGGCUGUGUAGCGCAUAUAAACGCCAUACAUCUCAAAAAGGCAGACAGCUGCGAGCUCUGCGGCAAAGUUGUUGCAGGCGGUUCUGGCCAGAUGCGUAUGCACAUAGAACGAAAUCAUACGCACGGCAACUACACCUGUGAUGUUUGUCAGCUAGAAUUGAAGAAUGUUUCACUUUAUAACUUCAAAUAUCACAAAAGAUGGCACAACGAAGAUAAAUUAUGGCGGUGCGAGCUUUGCGGGAAAGCGUUUGUGACGCGCACACAUCUGAUGACGCACAAAGUAACACAUACACGCCAGGGCGAGUUCCUUUGUACACGUUGUGGAAAGAGUAUGCGCAGCAAAUGGGAACUACGCACUCAUCUCUAUGCCAUUCAUGGCGAGGGGGAAGCGCCACUUAAAUGCAACUACUGCGACGAAAAAUUCACACAACACAUACAAAAGCGAGCACAUCUAGAGCGAUGUCAUCCAAUUGAGUUGGCCAAACGCACCGUUCGCUGUCCGAAAUGCAAAAAGCAAUUCUCUACGGAGACCAAUCUUCAAAAGCACCUGAAACAGCAGCAUCAGCAAGAUAAUGCGGAUACAACAAGAAAGUCGGAAGUAGUCGCCACUUCUCCACAGCCGUAUGAAGGCUUUAUGUGUGCACAUUGUCCGCGUAAAUAUCGCUCCAAAUAUUCGCUCAUAAAACAUCUUAGGGUACAUGUGACGAAGACAGAUCGCCCAUAUUCAUGUCGUGACUGCGAUAUGCAUUUUAAGCACUUCUCAGAGUUGGAUCGUCACGAUUUGCAGCAUCACGCUACUGUUCGUCCAUAUAGAUGCGGUAAGUGCUCAAAGGCAUUCUCGACAAGAACCGCGCUUAAAAUUCACGGAAAAGUUCACGAGGUAUUUUCGAUGAUUUCAGUAAAGGGGAGAAACUUUCGUUGUCCGGAAUGCAAUCAACGUUUCAAAUUUGAGAAAUCAUUGAAUUUGCAUCUCCUUUCGCACAAGUCAAUGCGCCACAGCUGUGAUAUUUGCAAUAAAUCAUACAUACGAUUAGCACAAUUAAAAACCCAUAUAAACCGUUAUCAUAAAAUAUCGAGCGCUUCUGAAGAAUAAGUUGAAAAGGAAAGGAUUCCAUGUGUUACCGGAAAUCACAGUGUCGAAAAUCCUAUACAUAGAAAAAUUGUAGUUUAAAGCUGGACUAG
Messenger RNA from Anastrepha ludens (Mexican fruit fly), 3405 nucleotides. Its product is annotated as zinc finger protein 62 homolog. The record is from RefSeq and is a predicted model, not a curated record. The transcript is spliced from 5 exons. Gene Ontology annotation, molecular function: zinc ion binding; DNA-binding transcription factor activity; RNA polymerase II cis-regulatory region sequence-specific DNA binding. Gene Ontology annotation, biological process: regulation of transcription by RNA polymerase II. NCBI's taxonomy places the organism in Eukaryota, Metazoa, Arthropoda, Insecta, Diptera, Tephritidae. Gene Ontology annotation, cellular component: nucleus. The coding region runs from base 245 to 3316 and encodes 1023 amino acids.